Messenger RNA from Pistacia vera, 1528 nucleotides. RefSeq names its product peroxisome biogenesis protein 3-2-like. Gene Ontology annotation, cellular component: peroxisomal membrane. Gene Ontology annotation, molecular function: protein-macromolecule adaptor activity. The transcript is spliced from 8 exons. Gene Ontology annotation, biological process: protein import into peroxisome membrane. The coding region runs from base 161 to 1261 and encodes 366 amino acids. The record is from RefSeq and is a predicted model, not a curated record. NCBI's taxonomy places the organism in Eukaryota, Viridiplantae, Streptophyta, Magnoliopsida, Sapindales, Anacardiaceae.
AAUCAGAUCAGACCAAAGUCUUAAGGUAUCUGCUUUGGUUGCUCAAUUAUAUAAGCAGUUAACUCAGCGUCCACUUAAUCUCCCACUUCCUCUCUUCACAAAAAUCACUGCCAAAAAGUAACGUCUCGGUGAUGGAAUUUUGGGUUCCAUAGUGUUCAAAAUGCUUUCUUUAAGGGAUUUUUGGAGAAGGCAUAGGAGGAAGAUUUUUGUUGCAACAGGUGUUUUAGGAGGUGGGUAUGUUCUGUAUAAGCUAUAUGAUUCUCAGCGUAGGCUUGCUGAUCUGGAGAGACAACACCGUGAGCAUGAUGAAGUCAUUAAGGCCCAAAUGGAAGCCCACUUUGAGAAGGUUCAACGAAUAGCUGAUGCGACAACGUUGCCCCAUGCAAUUCACUAUUUAAGCAGUCGGAUAGAGGAAGAGCUGGCCCUUUCUGAGCUUACUGAUAAGUUAAUGAGAGGAAAGAAGCAGCCCAGCUCCUUGUCCCCUUCAGAGAAACUUGAGCUAUGGGACAGACUGAAAAUUUUAGGUUUCACAAAAAUGGUGGUGUCACUAUGGUCAGUGACGAUACUGAGCUUAUAUAUUAGAGUUCAGGUUAAUAUUCUAGGGAGACAUUUAUAUAUUGAUACUGCUCGUGGCCUUGGAAGUUCUCAGUUACCUGAAGAUGAUGAUUUCAUUGACAGGGAUGACCAGCAAAAAUUUCUAGCAAGUGUCGAUUUUCUUGCUAACUAUGGCUUGCAGGCAUUGAUUUCUAAUAUUCAGGCAGCAGCAACCAAUGUUAUGAAGGGAAAGCAGUUGAGAGAUUUCUUCGACACUCGAGUGCUUCAUGAAACUGUGAUGCAAAUACUUGAGAUGUUCAUGAGCAUGGGAAGUUCUCAUCAGUGGGUUGAUUUCUUGAUGCCUGCAGAUGCCAGGCUCUACAAACUAGCUACAGCCUCCGGCCACGAAAACACAACUCUUUCUGAUGUUACCAAAUUUGAUCAGCUUAUGGAGGAGACUCGAGCUGUCUUAUUGAGUGCCGAAUAUAGUAGUAUUGUUGAUAUAUCAUUCAAAGCAGCGGUUGAUGUCCUGGUGGAUGAAAUGAGUGUUCAAUCUGGAGGCAGUCUUAUGACAGGGAUGCCACUGGCCAAACUCGUGCCUCGAGUCAUACAAAUGGGCCCAUCGCUGCUGGAUGAACCAAGCAAAAACAGGUUCAUCCAAGUCAUCAGAAACAUACCAGAAGUUCAACUCUUCUUCACACUUCUGUAUGCAAACAUGUCAACCUAGUAGAUUAGUGAGCUUGGACUGUACUUAUUGUGGACAAGAGAGACAUGAAUGUAAAAAAGUUGAAUGGGGGCUGGGAUUCCAUUCUCAAGAUUUCAAUGUGAAAAGGAAUGAAGAUUUCUGCAUUAAUUUGUAAUUCUUUUCUCAUCUCAAUAUAUUGUUGAUUACUUUGUGAUGUUAAAUUGUCCCCGUUAAACCCUGUCAAAUGAUGAUAGUAUAAGAUUUUUAUGUCAAGGGUUUUACCUUGGUGUAUUGUUAUUGGCUUCAUAA